Fraxinus pennsylvanica is the source of this 375-nucleotide messenger RNA. Lineage: Eukaryota; Viridiplantae; Streptophyta; Magnoliopsida; Lamiales; Oleaceae. The record is from the annotation of a GenBank genome assembly.
AUGAGAAAGCAAGUGCUAUCUCUAACAGAAAUCGCGGCGGCUAGAAUUCGCCACCUCUUAGAGCAGCGCCAACGCGAUUUCCUCAAGCUUGGUGUCAAGGCUCGUGGCUGCAACGGCUUAUCCUACACUCUCAAUUACGCCGAUGAGAAAAGCAAAUUUGAUGAGUUGGUUGAAGACAAAGGUGUGAAGAUAUUGAUUGAUCCGAAGGCCCUCAUGCAUGUCAUAGGUACCAAGAUGGAUUUUGUUGACGACAAACUCAGAUCUGAGUUCAUAUUCAUCAACCCAAAUUCUAAAGGGCAGUGUGGCUGCGGAGAAUCUUUUAUGACAGUGAGCAACUCGGAUGCAGCUAAGCGCAAUGGUGAAUCAGGAACAUAA